Adineta steineri is the source of this 134-nucleotide messenger RNA. NCBI's taxonomy places the organism in Eukaryota, Metazoa, Rotifera, Eurotatoria, Adinetida, Adinetidae. The record is from the annotation of a GenBank genome assembly.
UUCGUAUUAAUCGACAUUUACAUAAACGUAUAUUUCAUUGUCAAGCAAUUCAAAAUUCAAAAAUUAAUAAUGGAAAUAAUCAAAAACAACUUCGAAUUCUUUCAAAUACACUUCAAAUGGAUGUUUCUUUGUAA